Molecule: messenger RNA, 3800 nt
Organism: Lemur catta (Ring-tailed lemur)
Lineage: Eukaryota; Metazoa; Chordata; Mammalia; Primates; Lemuridae
Gene: SCAMP1
Product: secretory carrier membrane protein 1
Exons: 9
Coding region: 167-1183 (338 amino acids)
Biological process (GO): protein transport
Cellular component (GO): trans-Golgi network membrane; recycling endosome membrane
Source: RefSeq, a predicted model, not a curated record
CAGUCGCACCGGGCAUGCUCAGUGGCGCGGCCGGCUGGGUGGCCCCGCGAGCUGCACCCGGAUCUGCUCGGCGGCGGCGGCGACGUGAACGCGCAGGGGGGCGGCGGCCUCGCCUCGUCUCUUUCCCUUCGCCUGGGUCGGGUGGGUGACGCCGAGCGCCAGAGAGAUGUCGGAUUUCGACAGUAACCCAUUUGCGGACCCGGAUCUCAACAACCCGUUCAAGGAUCCAUCAGUUACACAGGUGACAAGAAAUGUUCCACCAGGACUUGAUGAAUAUAAUCCAUUCUCGGAUUCUAGAACACCUCCACCAGGCAGUGUGAAGAUGCCUAAUGUACCCAAUACACAACCAGCAAUAAUGAAACCAACAGAGGAACAUCCAGCUUAUACACAGAUUGCAAAGGAGCAUGCCUUGGCCCAAGCUGAGCUUCUUAAGCGUCAGGAAGAACUAGAAAGAAAAGCUGCAGAAUUAGAUCGUCGAGAACGAGAAAUGCAAAACCUCAGUCAACAUGGCAGGAAAAAUAAUUGGCCACCUCUUCCUGGAAAUUUUCCUGUGGGACCUUGUUUCUAUCAGGAUUUUUCUGUAGACAUUCCUGUAGAAUUCCAAAAGACAGUAAAGCUUAUGUACUACUUAUGGAUGUUCCACGCCGUAACACUGUUUCUAAAUAUCUUCGGAUGCACGGCUUGGUUUUGUGUUGAUUCUUCAAGAGGGGUUGAUUUUGGAUUGAGUAUCCUGUGGUUCUUGCUUUUUACUCCUUGUUCAUUUGUCUGUUGGUACAGACCACUUUACGGAGCUUUCAGGAGUGACAGUUCAUUCAGAUUCUUUGUAUUCUUCUUCGUAUAUAUUUGUCAGUUUGCUGUACAUGUACUCCAGGCUGCAGGAUUUCAUAAUUGGGGCAAUUGUGGUUGGAUUUCAUCCCUUACUGGUCUCAACCAAAAUAUUCCUGUUGGAAUCAUGAUGAUAAUCAUAGCAGCACUUUUCACAGCAUCAGCAGUCAUCUCACUAGUUAUGUUUAAAAAAGUACAUGGACUAUAUCGCACAACAGGUGCUAGUUUUGAGAAGGCCCAACAAGAAUUUGCAACAGGUGUAAUGUCCAACAAAACUGUCCAGACUGCAGCUGCAAAUGCAGCUUCAACUGCAGCAACUAGUGCAGCUCAGAAUGCUUUCAAGGGUAACCAAAUUUAGAGAAUCUUUAAACAAUACACUGUUACCUUUUGACUGUAUUUUUUUCUCCAGUUACUGUAUAUUCUACAGAUAUUUUUAUGUUCAAAACACACAGUACACACAGCAUGGAUAUUUCCUGUUCACUUGUGCAUGGGCUAAAAUCAGAAAAACUUCCUUAUUACUUAAGAGUUUCUUAAUAUUUCAGUGCCCCUUGCAGAAAAAAAAUUACAUGCUAAAUAAAUAUUCUCCAUAUUUUUUGGGGGAUGAUGUUCAGUGAAUUGUUUCAGUAGUGACACACUGAAAUUAAUAUGGUACUUAUGAUUAAAAAUACAUUUAAUACUAACUGCAGUAGUUCUUUCAAGGAUCUUUAGAGACAAGGAUUACACAUUGGAACAGUGAAGCUAUGUUUCAUUCUUUUUUCUCUAUUUAUAUUGAAACAAAUAGGCCAGCAGACACAUAAGGAUUUUUAAAUUGGCUUGCUUUUAGCAGUUUCAGUCACCAGUGAAGAGCCUGUGUGCAUUUUGUAGUAGAUAAUGUAAAUUUUAUCUUCUUUUUAUUUUCUUUUUUUAGAGUAGUUGAUAUUUUGAUAACAAUCUCUGAUCUUGCAUGAGUACCACAUUUCUUAAAACAGUAUUUGGGGCUCUGUACUGCUUAUGGUUGUAGGAUUCAGGAGUUCAUGGAAUCAUAGAAAUGAUUUUAUGUAAUAGUUUCUUUUAAAUUAGAAUUUAUUGGGGUACAAUAUGAGAAUUUAAUAUAAUAUGCAGUGCAUUAUCCAAAACAGAUGGUAGUUAACUGAUGCAAUAGAAUGUAGUGGUAAUAAUUCCUUUUUUUUCCUUAAUUUUUGGCAUUCAUAUAGUAAAAUUUUACUAUAUGGAAACUUUGGUAUAUUCUUGUGGCUACUCUUUUUAAUUGAACUGAGAUUGUAUUUGACAGCUCUUUUUGGAGAUGUGUGUAUAUGUGAUUUUUAAUAGAGGUUAAAAGACUAGCUUAACCCUUGUCUAAAAAGAACGUACAGUGUUUAAGGGAUUUUUCUUUUAGCCUUUCAUCUCGAAUAAUAUUAAAAAUAAAAAGACCCUGGCAUUUUUCAUGUACUUGAAUCCCUAAUACACCUAAGUCUUUCAUUUUUUGAGACAGACUGAAUACAUCUAAAAUUUUCAGCAAUAGAAAAAAAUAAAACAUGUAACUUGCACUAAGCAAGAAAAUACAAAUACAGUUAAAUGCAUUAAUUAUGAUAAUCACAUUACAGUUACUAUGUAGCACAGAACUUUGUUCUUAUAUUGGGAUCAAACUUAGAAUUGAUUUUAGUAUUGAUUAAAUGACUCAAAGGCAUUUGUAAGUCAUGCUAUUGUGUUUUGGAAGUCUGUAGCUAAUUUAAGAUUGCAGAAUGAUGGGCAGUGAUUACUUGAUUUUAAGUAAGGAUUAUAUUAUUUGAGACUGUAAAUCAUUUUUAAAAAAAAAUAAUAUGGGCAUAUGGACAUAAAUGGUUAAAUCACUUCCAUUCUCCCCAAAUCUGGAGUUAAAAUAAGUUUCAUGUGGGGGGUUGGAUGCCAAGUUCUCACUAUUUAUGAAGCUUAGCAUGUUACUAGGUAACACAGAUCUAUCCAGAUGGUGUUUACAUUUUGAUUUAUUUGGGACCUUAUUAAAAUUAAAUAUACUGGGGGAAGAUAUUUCUUUUUUUCUUCAGAGUAUGCAUUUAAAGCUGUUUUUGUGAAUAUUUCUGAUCAGUGAUAAUCUCCACUUACAUUCUAAACCAACCAAGCCAGUUCAAGUUUUUCAGAGCCUUGUAGUCAUAAUUGAAAAUCUAUUUCAUCAUGUGCUUUACUGAGUGUGGAUUUUACACACAUCCAAAACAUGAACCACAAAAUACAAGAGCACUUAAAUCCACCAUUAACUUAUAUCCCAAGCCCAUUUUUGUUUUUCUUUAAAUUACAAAUAAAAGAUAUAUUACAGACAUUUGACAAAUACUGAGAUGACUUUCCUUCAGAAUUGGAUUGUUUCUCUCUAUUAUGUAGAAAUCCCCAAAGGUAGCACUAUUCAAUAGCAAAGAAUAAUUAUAACCCACAGUAUUUUUUUUCUGUGGAUGGGGAAAAUGUUUUAAAAUCCAGUUAUUUGGGUUAAUACAAGUUUAAGAGAGAAAAUUAUGUUUUUUAAAAACAUGAGUGUGCAUUAAAAUUAUGGCAAUGCCUACAGUUUCAUCAGGUAUGAAAGGAGCUUUAAAUUCUUACAUUCAUUAUUAACAAUAAUCAGUAAAUAUUUACAUUUUCACUCAGCAAAAGAUUGGCAUUUGUUAGUGUUUUAUAUUUAAUACUAAAAUUACAGUCCUGAAUGGUCUUCACAUAGUAGGUAUCACGUCAUUUUUCAGUUUGCAAUAUUAAACGUGGCUAUUUUAUUUCAAGCCAAAGUUUGAACACUGGAAAAUCAUUGCUCGGUGAUUUGUAAUUUGGGACUUGGAUUAUUUAUCUGAGGAUGUUUGUAUAUUUUGUCAGUGAUAUUGCACUGCCAUCAUGGUGACUGUCAUGGUUCUAUAUAAAUGCUCUCCAUCUGUCCCUCUAAUGUUGCAUGUUUUCAGUGGGUUGGAAGUUUUGUAUAUUUAUUGUAUUAUCACAGAGUGUCAUAAAAUAAAAUGCUGUUUACUGAA